AUACCGUAGAGCAGGAACUGGUUCGUUUGCCUCGCCGGUGCUGCUGGUGCUGCUGCAACACCUACAACCGACGGAGGAGAACGGGCUGACUGACAGGGUUCCCGACUACUUUUGGUGGAAUAACGCUGCACUGAGCUGCUUUUAAACAUUUUUACAGGCUUUAAUAGUUGGAGAGAAGAGCCUCUUCGCCAAUGGCAAGUCCGGUUGCAGACAUAGAACCGUCUCAUCAGCAUCACCCUGUGACCGAGUCGGCCGCAGACUCCGCAUUUCAGGAGGCGCAGAAAUGGAUAGAGGCUGUGACAGGAAGAUGCUUUGGUGACAAGGAUUUCAGAGGAGGUUUAGAGAAUGGGAUACUGCUAUGCGAGUUGCUGAGCUCUAUUAAACCCGGCCUGGUGAAGAAAAUUAACAGACUUCCAACACCCAUAGCUGGCCUGGACAACCUCAGUGUGUUUCUGCGCGGCUGUGAAGAGUUGGGACUGAAAGGCUCCCAGCUGUUUGACCCUGGAGACCUGCAGGACACGUCCACUCGCCCUACCGCUAAGGGAAGUGACUGCAGCCGAAAGCUCAAGAAUGUUCUAAUUACCAUCUACUGGUUGGGUCGUGCUGCCAACGGCUGUACCUCCUACAACGGGCCCACACUGGACCUGAAAGAGUUUGAGGGCCUGCUGUCACAGAUGCGAAAGGAGGCAGAGGAGGCAGAGAGCCCUAAACGCAGCAUUCGGGACAGUGGCUACAUUGACUGCUGGGACUCUGAGCGCAGUGACUCUCUCUCCCCGCCACGCCACGGCCGUGAGGACUCGUUCGACAGUCUGGACUCCUUCGGUUCACGCUCACGACAGACCCCGUCGCCGGACGUCCUGGUCGCCCGUGGCAGCAGCGAUGGCCGCGGCAGUGACUCAGAGUCCGACGGUCCCCCCCACAGGAAGAUGCCAGAUGUCCGUAAGGAUGACAUGUCCGCACGGCGGACGUCAGUCAGCGAGCCACGUACCGCGAUGCCCUUCAACCAAUACCUGCCCAACAAGACCAACCAGAGUGGAUAUUUGCCCACGCCACUCCGCAAGAAGAAGAAUGAUAAAGAAGAUGGAGGACGCAAGAGUUGGAGUACUGCCACUUCCCCUAUAGGUGGAGACAGACCUUUCAGUCCAAAUGAGGUCCCUAGCCUAGACGCCCCACCUGGAGAGUCCCCCAGCCCGUCCCCCACCCCGUCCCUCAAACCCCAGAUACAGAUUCACAAGGAGAGCCAGGCUAAAAACGAGGAGGAGGAAGGGAAGCAGACACCUUGCAUUGAGAUCCUCGCAGCGGGCGUGAGGAGGAGCAGUGAGCCUCUGCCCUGUAGCCUCCUCCAGCCCUAUGCAGAGCCCCCCAUGGACACUCUAACUCACCUGAUGGUCACCUCUGAGCAAAGUACUCCUGCUCGCUCGUGCUCAGAGGAACUCUUCCACGGUUCGACAACUCUAGCCGCAAACGCUAUGGCAUCUCCCUUGGUUGCAACAAGCCACUUCAUCUCAUCUGGGAAACAUCCACCUGUGGCAGAGCAGGAGGAGACAACCGUGAGGAAGGGAGUCGGCGGUGCCCUGUUAGUUGCAGAUGCAGAGCGAGAUGAGAAGCGGACCCGCCAAACGUCUCCCAAACAUGUCACCACACAUAGUCCCUCCCACUUCCUUCCAGUGUCCACUGCCAUGGCAACUGCUACAACAGCAAAAACCGAUACAGGCCGACGGAAGGGAAGGGCACGGAGUGAAAGUGAGGACCCACAAGGAGGGACAUCUUGGUUGGACAGCAAUCUUCCAUCAAUAUUCAGCCGCACUCAUAGUGUGUCAGAUGACUCACAGAGUAUGAGUAUGAUUGACAUGCGAGGUGAGGAAGAUGCCAUCUUGCAGCCCCACAGUCAGGUGCGUCAUGAACUGAUGCACAACCAGUACAACAAGAUGAAGGAAGAGGAUGAUCACUGGCAGGAUGACCUGGCCCGAUGGAAAAAUCGGAGGAGGAGUAUUUCCCAGGACCUAAUCAAGAAGGAGGAGGAGAGGAAGAUGAUGGAGCGGUUGAUGUCAGGAGGCACCUGUCCCUCAGAGAGGAGGAGAAGCAUCAAGACUUACAGAGAGAUAGUGGAAGAGAAGGAGCGCCGUGAGGAGGAGCUGCGGGAUGCAUACAGGAGAGCCAGAACCCCAGAGGAGGCAUCCUCUAUCCUCCAACGUUACGCCCAGCGUUUCUCCAUCAGUGAAACAGUCCUGGAACGCCUACAGCUACCAAAGAUCCUGGACCGCAGCAUAUCUGCUGAUCCCUCCUUUCCCUGCACACCCUUCCCUCUCUCCCUUUCCCUGUCCGCCUCCCCAACAACCCCAGACCCCUUUGACAUGGACCCCAACGGGCCCAUGAGGUAUCUGCGCCAGCAGUCCGCCCCAGCCCCGAAGUUUACGUCUACAUUGGAGGCGCGAAUUGAGGAGCUUCCCAAAGACUCCUCACACCAGCGACCUCAGAUUCGCUCUCGCUCAUCUGAGCCUCCAUCUACGCGAGGCCUGUCGCCCAAACCGGUGCCUUUGCUGACGCCCAAGCCUUACUUCCAGUCACGACCUACAGCUGCUGAACCAUGGCCCAGCAAGGCGGAUGUUUUGCUCCGAGUCAAUGGUGACAUAGGGAGCGUCGACGUUCCCACCACGCCUGAGACUCAAGGAAGGGAAUCUCCUCCUCAUUUCCAGGCAUCCCCUUCCCAAACCAGCAACAGCACUGUAGAUGCUCCCUCGUCUGCAGCCUCACCAACACACGCCUCAACCAGAGGAAAAAUCCCAGUGUCAACAAAGACCAAGGAGGCACAAGGUGGCACAGAAUCACCUUCUAAGGAUGUCAAAGAAGAGAAGAUCAUUGAGCAUUCUACACCACCCAGCCGGCCCACCUCGCUUCCAUCGGAGCUCCAGAAGCCAGAAGAAAGCUUUGGGAAGACUGAAAACAAGUCAGUAGCUCCUCCAGAGGAAGAGAAGUCAAAUGCUGCAGCUCAACAAACACCACCUGCAGAAGCCAAACAAGAAAAAACUGAACUAUCUGGUCAAAACAUCUCCAGCCUUGUCCAGUCAGGGGUAAGCACACAGCAGAGUCAGGCUGUAACUUUACAGGCAAGUAUUCCCAGUUCUCAGGAGCCGUCACAGAUAAGAGAUAAUGUACCAAGCUUAGCUGCACCAGGAACAUCUGGAUGUCACACAUCAAAGGAAACAACAGCAGAGUUUGCAAACAGUGUCAGGUCUCCGCUGGCAACCAGCAACCCUAAGUUACGCUGGGACUUCUUCGCUCCGCCAGAGGAGGCGGAGAAGGAUUGCCGUGGAAAGGUGUCGGUCCCGGUGUUGCCCCAGGCCAGGCGGGGUGACCGCUGGUCUUGGGACCCGGAUGAGGAGCGAAAGCGUCAGGAAAGGUGGCAGCAAGAGCAGGAGCGCAUGCUGCAGGUACUCAGUAUACCUCAAACGGUAAAGCAUGGCGCAUGAGUCUGCAAGGUUAGGGGUUCAGUUCCUUAUAGAGUUUAGUGGGUAGAGAAAGGCACCAGCACUGUGAGGAUUAGGUGCAGAAGCAACUGAGUGUACAAAC
Micropterus dolomieu (smallmouth bass) is the source of this 3570-nucleotide messenger RNA. Its product is annotated as LIM and calponin homology domains-containing protein 1-like. Gene Ontology annotation, molecular function: myosin II head/neck binding. The transcript is spliced from 21 exons. The record is from RefSeq and is a predicted model, not a curated record. NCBI's taxonomy places the organism in Eukaryota, Metazoa, Chordata, Actinopteri, Centrarchiformes, Centrarchidae. Gene Ontology annotation, cellular component: stress fiber. Bases 192 to 3470 code for a protein of 1092 amino acids. Gene Ontology annotation, biological process: positive regulation of stress fiber assembly; regulation of focal adhesion assembly.